UAUCAUUAUACUAGCUCAACUGACGAAGACACUGUAAAACAAACCAACGCGACCAUGGAAAUCUAUUCCAAAUAUGAGGUUCCUUCCGACUUCUACGGAGUGGAGAAUACCGCGCAGAUCGCCAACAAUCCCGGAACUUGGACUAAGUCGACAAAGACGACGACAUUCACGAGUCGUGUCACAGCUCAUAAGACAUACGAGGCCUUGAAAACAUCAAUACGGGUUACCACGUCAAGCGCUUCUUCCUCCGUCACACCGGUUCAUUACAGCGCCAGUAGAAGGUUCAUACAGAUGAUUAAUCGCACGAAUCCCGUUCUGUACAUUGUCCCGGAAGGCCAACUACUGGAAACUUCAUUUCGCGGCAUUUGUCCCUCGGGGAAUUGUGUUGAUGACUGCAAAAACAUGUCUCGCGUAUUUCAGGCAGUCCCUGACGGACUCAACAUAGAUCCGUUACGUUAUGGGCGACCAGAGACACAAGUGUCGAACGUGACUCUCUUCGGCACUUGCAGCAACCUUGAAUUUGCUACGAAAUUUGCUGUUGCAGAGAGGAACACCGACUUCACCCCGUACUUUUCGACGAAUGACUCCAGAGACUUAUUCAACAUUGCCGCAAACAUGGCAAGCUGCUUCGCUGCUGCAACAUGCGAACAAACGCGGAAACCUACUGUCUGCGCCGAGGCAUGCUCUCCAUCCAAGUUGCUGUCAUCUCCAACGGCCUUUGACUAUGAGCAAGAAUCAGGUUUCCUGAACUGUGUUCUGAGGCUUUGCGACCAUACUUGCUCUUUACCUUACGUGAACCAAGACGUGUUAGGCAUUGGUGUACUUAUUUCGUACUACAUUCAAGCUGUGGUUCUUGUAAUCUGCGCCUCGGCUAUCGUGGUGUCUGCCGGACUACAAUUGUGGAGGGCGUCGUCGGCAGAGAAGACGAUUAGAGAUAGUUUGAGAAGUCCGUUGGAGACGUUCUUGAGAGUUCAAGCACUGUUUGGCACCACGGAGUACGAUCACGCUUCUCGACCGCUUUAG
This is a messenger RNA of Colletotrichum acutatum, 1023 nucleotides long. RefSeq lists its product as uncharacterized. NCBI's taxonomy places the organism in Eukaryota, Fungi, Ascomycota, Sordariomycetes, Glomerellales, Glomerellaceae. The record is from RefSeq and is a predicted model, not a curated record. The transcript has 3 exons. The coding region runs from base 55 to 1023 and encodes 322 amino acids.